Molecule: messenger RNA, 348 nt
Organism: Aspergillus niger
Lineage: Eukaryota; Fungi; Ascomycota; Eurotiomycetes; Eurotiales; Aspergillaceae
Exons: 2
Coding region: 1-348 (115 amino acids)
Source: RefSeq, a predicted model, not a curated record
AUGACCGAGCUUAAGGUAACGGCGAACCGACUACCUGAAGUUUACCGAUCUCUACUGGCCGUUGGUGCUGAAGAACGUAUUGUUUCGCUGACUGGCUCUUGGUUAAAGGCGCACUUCAUUCUGCUGCUGACAGCAACCCCGUUUUUUAAUGAUAUCCGUGACUUUAUGGGAUAUGAUAAGCUGCUCCUUCCCUCCAAUCCGGAGGUCACCCAGAGAAUGAGCGGUCCGCGGAUUGCCCAGCUUUUGAACACUGUGCCACAGUCCACAGAACAAUCGAUCUUGUGCAGCCGUGAGUUUGUGGAGGCUCGGGGGUUCGGUAAGGAUAUUGAUUCCCAAGUACUGCCUUGA